CGGCGGGCCGGGGACCGCCGGGUGGAGGUGAACGGCGAGAACGUGGAGAAGGAAAGUCACCAGCAGGUAGUGAACCGCAUCCGAUCCGCCGUGGGCGCCGUGCGCCUGCUGGUGGUGGACGCGGAGACCGACCAGCAGCUGCAGAAGCUGGGCAUCCAGUGCAGGGAGGAGCUGGUCCGGGGGCUGCCCGCCGCGGGGCAGGAGAAGCCGGAGGAGAAAAGUAACGAGGAGCCGCUGGAGACACCGAAGGAGCAGGAGGAGCGGCCAGAUGAGGAGGAGGAGGAGACGAGCCACCCUGCGGCGAGGGUAAAUGUAGGUUCUUUCUGGGGAGGAGGGCGAGCCUUGGGGUCUAAGGGCACCAGGGAGGAGCUGGUCCGGGGGCUGCCCGCCGCGGGGCAGGAGAAGCCGGAGGAGAAAAGUAACGAGGAGCCGCUGGAGACACCGAAGGAGCAGGAGGAGCGGCCAGAUGAGGAGGAGGAGGAGACGAGCCACCCUGCGGCGAGGGUAAAUAAAGAGCUGCGGCCUCGUCUCUGUCAGAUGAAGAAGGGACCCAACGGUUAUGGAUUCAACCUCCACAGUGAUAAAACCAAGCCAGGACAGUUCAUCCGGGCCGUGGACCCAGACUCACCAGCUGAAUCAUCGGGGCUGCGUCCCCAAGACCGCAUCAUUGAGGUGAAUGGACAGUGCAUGGAAGGGAAGCAGCACUCAGACGUGGUGACAGCUAUCAAAGCUGGGGGAGACGAGACCAAGCUGCUGGUGGUGGAUAACUUAACAGAUGAGUUCUUCAAGAAGUGCAAAGUCAUUCCCUCUGAGGACCAUUUGACAGGUCCCUUGCCAGAGCCAGUUGCCAAUGGCGAAGUAGAGAAGGAGGACAGCAGAGAGCAGCGGCCAGAGUCUGUGUCUGAAAGUCCAUCGAGUCCAGAGCCGGUGUCUGUGUCCUUCCCUUCAAAAGAGAUCCACAAUGAGCCUGACUCUCAAGAGGAGGAGAAGCGAAACUCCACACCAGAUCCGCUACUUGACCUCAACGUUCCCCUGGCAGUGGCUAAGGAGCGCGCACACCAGAAACGUACCAGCAAGAGGGCACCGCAGAUGGACUGGAGCAAGAAAAAUGAACUGUUCAGCAAUCUCUGAAAGCCCUGCCUCCCCAGGGAGGAAAGGAGAGUUAUCCAGCUCUCCAGCCUCUGACCCAAAUCUUCACCAGCAUCUCGCUUUCUUUCCCAUCUCCAGUUUCGCUAGGGAGCAGAGUCCUUUUCCCUGCACUUGGAUUGCACAAUUUGGUUUUUCUCUACUGUAAACUAAAGGAAAAAAAGCACAAUGGCUCCUUUUUGCAUUUCCAGAGCAGUGUUAAUAUUCAGAGAAUUCAGUGUCAAUAGCAUAGGGCUCGUGCAUGGUAAGGGGUUGGACCGUAUCAUGGGCCUGAAACAAACCCUGUGUGUUUACAGUGGACACCACGGGGCCCCUUUCACUCUCUCACCGGCUCUUCACUGAAAGAUUAAUCCAUGUAAAUGCAGGGAAGACAUUCAGGGGUGACAUGGGAUUUUGAGUGCCUGACUUGAGAUCUCUGAAAAGGGCCUGACUGGCUCUGAGGGGCCGCAUGUCUGCAGGUAAGCACCCAAAAUCCCUAGACCUGUCUGAAUCUCUUAGCCUUGGGCUUCCGUGCAUUUUAAGCUCCAGUUUGGCCAAGAAGCAACAACCUUCCUUCCAAGAGUCAUUAUGUAUUUGGGUUUUUUUAACCUUUGACCUGGGGUUUCCGUCCACAAUGAUCCACCCUGUCAAAUCCGCUGGUCUGAACAUACUCUGAGAGCAUUGCAGUUGAAUCAGUCCAGCUGAGCACUUGUGUGAAUGCCAUGAAACAGGCACCCUGAGUAUCACUGAACCUUUUGUCCCAGGCUUCCAAAGGAUCUCACUCCCUAGGGCUACUUAGACCAGCAGGGCUUCUUUUGCCAUGUUGUACCCAGAGGGUUUGUUCCCACAGGGCUGGGGAUGUUUGGGCCAAGCACAGUGACCAAUAACUGCAGGUGAGAAUCUCUUUCAAUGUCAGGUUACUUCUGGAGACAGAACCGAUCUGGGUUUUGAAUACUGGAAUGUGGAAUGUAAACUUUUUAAAUACUUUGUUUUUCUGAAAUAAGGUUUCCAAUCACACUGAUUUUUUAGAAGAAAAAAUUUGUGUGGCAAUGUUUUUUCCCUGUGGAUGUUUUAUUUCUGUGUGCGCGAUCGGGGUAGAAUUGUACUAUUAAGCUCAAGAGAAAUUCUUUACUAGGAAAAAAUC
Molecule: messenger RNA, 2269 nt
Organism: Pelodiscus sinensis (Chinese soft-shelled turtle)
Lineage: Eukaryota; Metazoa; Chordata; Testudines; Trionychidae
Gene: NHERF1
Product: NHERF family PDZ scaffold protein 1
Biological process (GO): protein localization to plasma membrane
Cellular component (GO): apical plasma membrane
Molecular function (GO): signaling receptor binding; protein-membrane adaptor activity
Source: RefSeq, a predicted model, not a curated record